Molecule: messenger RNA, 893 nt
Organism: Pocillopora damicornis (cauliflower coral)
Lineage: Eukaryota; Metazoa; Cnidaria; Anthozoa; Scleractinia; Pocilloporidae
Source: RefSeq, a predicted model, not a curated record
UAACAGUUGUAAUUCGUGACCAUUUCAACUUCUACCUGCCUUGAAGAAGGGCCUCAAGGAUUUUUCAUCUCCGAGGACAAUACCGUGCGCAUAACCCACUGAAUAUUGGAGAUCUAAGGGAAGAUGAGGGGAUCUAACAUGUUCGGAAAGUUUGUUCCUCUUUUGUUCCUCCUCGCUUCAACACAAGGAGCUUCGAUUAAACCUCCAGGAUCAGGAGGUCUUGGGAAAAACUGCUACAUGUCACGACAACCUAAAUGUGCAUUGGAGCGCGAAUGGAUCGGCUGUUACAAAGACAAUGGCUAUCAACGGGCGUUUCCAGAACUUCUUCUUACCGCAAGAGAUAAUACGUCUGCAGUUUAUUUCGGAGAGAACAUAAAUUGGAAAGAUUGGGAAAACUUCAUCGACAGGUUUACUUGCGCGUGCGCACAGAAAGCUAAGCAAAAGUACUCCAACUAUUUUGGCAUUGAGUAUUAUGGUGAGUGCUGGGGCGGUGUACGCGCUGAUUACAGCGUCCACGGAAUGUCUGAAGAGUGCAAAAGCAUUACAGGACCGGACUGUUCUUUUAGGAAUUGCGAUGAAGAGUCAAACAAGCCUAAAACUUGCGUCGGAGGACAAUGGGCUUUGUACGUCUAUAAAAUUAAGCUAGUACACCCGCCACCACCCCAACAAUCGACACCACCAACCCCACCAGCCCCGCAACCGUACCCAUAGUGACAUAGUUCCCAUCUUAACCUACGGCGGCGCUGUCAACUAAUCACCAUGUUGUUAGAAGUAGAGGAAGACGAGGGCGAGGAUAUAUCUAACGAGUCGUUUCGUCUGUAGUGAUUUUGUGUGUUUUGAUAACCGGAGCAGAUGUAGCAUAGAAUGAAAUAAAUCAAGACCGCAAUACCAAA